Molecule: messenger RNA, 1404 nt
Organism: Klebsormidium nitens
Lineage: Eukaryota; Viridiplantae; Streptophyta; Klebsormidiophyceae; Klebsormidiales; Klebsormidiaceae
Source: the annotation of a GenBank genome assembly
GCAAGAGAAGAAACUCUCGAAGUCAAACCAAUCAGGGCGACUCGCUCCACUUCAUAUGUGCAUUACAGGCCAAGGGCUGAAGGUGAUGCGCCCAUAGAAAGGCCACCAUGGUCCUAAUUGUGCUCUUUCUCCCUUUCCUGGUGAUUGCGGAGCUGCGCAGGGCUAACCAUGCCUCUCACUGCUACUUCUACCAUGUGCUGCCCGACAUGCUAAUGAUCGAGAAGUACUUCCGCACCCGCACUCAAGAUUUCUCGCUCCCCCUCCUCCAGCAUAACACAGACCAGCCUGCAACGGGCGUCCUCGAGGUCUCACUGUUUGCGUUGAAGGGGCUCGCGGCAUCCUUGCUCGCAGCAUGCACCAAUAGGAAAAACAGGAGAUGGCAGCCGGCCUGCUUCAAGUUUGAGUUACAGUUCGGGGACGUUGUCUACUGCUCCAAUCCCCAUACGUUUUCCACUCAGGGAGACACCGCUUUUGUGGACUUCAAUCACAGGAUAGCGUUUCAGGUGACCCGGGGCAUGGCUCCGGAGCUACGGGUCAAAGUCUAUGGGUGCCGGACCAGAAAGCUGACGCAUGGUGUCAAGCUCAAGGCUGUUCUAGGCACCGCUUCUGUUGACUUGAGCGCAUUAGUGACUGUGCCGGAACCUGGCGCUGAUGUCACGCAGAUGUCGCUUUCCGUCCCGCUCUCACGACGGAACGAGGGGGGCAGAGAGCAGGCGCAAGUGGACUUACUUGUGUCCUACAGGCACAAUCCGGAUGUGGUCAAUCAGAUUGUACCUUGGAAUGCAGCGGCAAUUUCUGAUGGACCCGGAGGCCUCCCAGUCACAGGGCCGGAUGGGGCUGUUUGGGUUGCACAUCCCUCCCCUUGUGAUACGCCGGGGGAAAGCAACCGCAAAUAUGGUGUUGAGGACAAAGAGGAGCUUGGAAGCUAUUCCGAGUGCGGGCCUGCUUCUCUCACUUUAGGUGGUCGAGAUUGCCGGCAAGAAGGCGGCGGGCCCCGCUCAAGUAUUCAGAACCGCAGGUUGAGUGAUACAGGCCACCCAGUUGUCCAUACCACUUCGGGUCUGGAAAAUGGUGUUGGCGUUCUAGGUCUCUAGAUUGUUGUUGAGAUGGUCAAAGGCUUUUGGCUUGUCUUGGGUUGUACCAUACUUCUUUGGUUAACGUGUCACUUCGCUGAAAAGGCCCUAUGGUAGGGGAGCAUCUAAAAGCAGAAAGAUACUCAAACUUCAAUGUGCUGCAGGCGGCGGCUAUGAGUUUUGUAAUAGUAUGCGGUGAUGGCAUAAUGUCCAUUGUCAAGGUUGCGUCCAUGAUAUAUAGAUGCUGACUAUAAACUGGAACACUUUAAAAGAGCAGUGUAAUGAAACCCGUACCAAAUCGAAUGCAACAAACUUAUAAGUUUCCUCGGCG